Messenger RNA from Odocoileus virginianus texanus, 4268 nucleotides. It is a transcript of the gene NUMB, whose product is annotated as NUMB endocytic adaptor protein. The record is from RefSeq and is a predicted model, not a curated record. Gene Ontology annotation, biological process: positive regulation of neurogenesis. NCBI's taxonomy places the organism in Eukaryota, Metazoa, Chordata, Mammalia, Artiodactyla, Cervidae. Gene Ontology annotation, cellular component: cytoplasm; basolateral plasma membrane; cytoplasmic vesicle.
CCUGUCCAUCACCAACUCCCGGAGCUUACUCAAACUCAUGCAUUUUACUAAUUUGGUUUUUUAUUUCUUCUUCACUAAAACGUAAACUUUCUGUGGACAGACCUGUUUUGUUCACUGCUGAAUCUUUAAUACCUAGAAUAGUAUGUGGUCCAUAAUGGCUGCUCCUAAAUGUCUGAGCUAGUGAAUGACAAGUGCACUCCUUGCAAGUUCUCCCUGUAGUAAAACCAGACAGGUUAAACACAGUCAGCAAAUUGUGGAACAAUAACAAGUUCUACUGGAGCAGAGAGGGAGAAUGAAUGCAAGAGAUUGCGUUUAAGGCUUCUGAGAGGAGAUGAUACUUAAGGCUGAGACUUAAGACUGUGAGUUCCAGUUAAACUAAGAGGAGAAAGGCAUAGAAGGAGCAUCAUUAACAGAGCUACUGGGAUGAAGAGAACCUGCUCCAAAUUAUUCCUUCAUUCAUUCACCCUAGGGAUACACGAAAGGAGACAGAAGGUAAGACCUAAGUUUAUGGUAAAGACGACCAUGGUGGUGGGGGGUCUUUCACUGUGAGAAGAGGUAUAAUGAAUUUGGUUUCAGACAGGUUGAAUUUUAGGUCUCUGUGGAAUUUCUUUUUCUAUUAUAUGUUUGAAAUAUGAACAAUAUUAGAAUAAUUUCUGUUCUAGGUUCCUUCUUCCCAUCAAAAAGUGAUUCAGUAUACUGGAAGAGCUCAAUUGCCUCAAAAAAUCUCAGUUUUGUUGUUUGGUUCAUGACAUGCUAUCAUCCUUAUUUUUUCCUGAAAGCCUUUAAAGGCCCUUCUCACUUAAGAAAGUGCAAGAUAAAAGUUACUGUACUUUUAAUAAAGUAGCCAUUGGAGAUAGUACCAGUCUCAAAUUCUAUAGAAAGUUGUGUUUCUCUUCAGUGCUCUUUCCUUUGAAGAUACAUACUGUAUCUUGGAAUUUUAAGACAAAAUUUGUUCACGACACAGUCUGUUCAGAAAUUCAGAUGUCAUCUAAUAGAUUUGAAGGCCCUUCUCAGAUUUUUUUUAAAAAGAAGUCUUCUUGUUCACUCAUUACAAGGCACUCUGUGCCAUGGUUGCUUGCUAAUAUGUUAUUACACCAUAAUGACUGGGUUAUCUCUGUGUGUAGGUGUGGCAGAAAGACUGACCAGAGAUUCUUUACACACUGGGUACCCUUGAAGACCUCUUUGACUGGAAAGAAAGCAGUUAAGGCAGUCCUGUGGGUAUCAGCAGAUGGACUCAGAGUUGUGGAUGAAAAAACUAAGGACCUCAUAGUUGACCAGACAAUAGAAAAAGUUUCUUUCUGUGCCCCAGAUAGGAACUUUGAUAGGGCCUUCUCUUACAUAUGUCGUGAUGGCACCACUCGGCGCUGGAUCUGUCACUGCUUCAUGGCCGUCAAGGACACGGGUGAAAGACUGAGCCAUGCUGUAGGCUGUGCCUUUGCCGCCUGUUUAGAACGUAAGCAGAAGCGGGAGAAGGAAUGUGGAGUGACUGCUACUUUUGAUGCCAGUCGGACCACUUUCACGAGAGAAGGAUCAUUCCGUGUCACCACAGCCACCGAGCAAGCGGAAAGAGAGGAGAUUAUGAAACAAAUCCAGGAUGCCAAGAAAGCUGAUACAGAUAAGACAGCUGUUGGUUCAGUGGCCCCUGGCAACACUGCCACCUCUCCAUCCCCUCCCACCUCUCCCCCUCUGGAUGCCACUGCCUCUCUGGAGAUGAACAAUCCUCAUGCCAUCCCACGCCGGCACGCACCAAUUGAACAGCUUGCUCGCCAAGGCUCUUUCCGAGGAUUUCCUGCUCUUAGCCAGAAGAUGUCACCCUUUAAACGCCAACUGUCCCUGCGCAUCAACGAGUUGCCUUCCACUAUGCAGAGGAAGACCGAUUUCCCCAUAAAACACACAGUGCCAGAGGUAGAAGGCGAAGCAGAGAGUAUCAGCUCCCUGUGUUCACAGAUCACCAAUGCCUUCAGCACACCGUGCGAGGAUCCCUUCUCAUCCGCCCCGAUGACCAAACCAAUGACGGUGGUGGCACCACAGUCUCCUGCCUUUCAAGCUAAUGGCACUGACUCAGCCUUCCAUGUGCUUGCUGCUAAGCCAGCCCCUACUGCUCUAGCACCCGUAGCAAUGCCUGUGCGUGAAACCAACCCUUGGGCUUAUGCCCCUGAUGCUGCUAACAAGGGAAUUGCAACCACACAUUCGGGGACCGAGUGGGGUCAGUCUUCUGGUGCUGUAUCUCCAGGUCUCUUCCAGGCUGGUCACAGACGCACUCCCUCCGAGGCCGACCGCUGGUUGGAGGAGGUGUCCAAGAGCGUCCGGGCUCAGCAGCCCCAGGCUUCAGCUGCCCCUCUGCAGCCAGUCCUCCAGCCGCCGCCACCCACUGCCAUCUCCCAGCCAGUGCCACCUUUCCAAGGAAAUGCAUUCCUCACCUCUCAGCCCGUGCCAGUGGGUGUGGUCCCACCCCUGCAGCCAGCCUUUGUCCCUGCCCAGUCCUAUCCUGUGGCUAACGGGAUGACCUAUCCAGCCCCUAACGUGCCUGUGGUGGGCAUCACUCCCUCCCAGAUGGUCGCCAACGUGUUUGGCACCGCAGGCCACCCGCAGGCUGCCCAGCCCCAUCAGUCUCCCAGCCUGGUCAAGCAGCAGACAUUCCCACAGUACGAGACAAGCAGCGCUACUGCCAGUCCCUUCUUUAAGCCUCCUGCUCAGCACCUCAACGGUUCUGCAGCUCUCAAUGGUGCAGACGACGGCAGGUUGGCCUCAGGAGACAAGCAGACCGAGGCUCCUGCAGGCACCUGCACAGUGGAUCCCUUCGAGGCCCAGUGGGCGGCCUUGGAAAGCAAGUCCAAGCAGCGUACUAACCCGUCCCCCACCAACCCUUUCUCCAGUGAUUUACAGAAGACUUUCGAAAUUGAACUUUAAGCAGGCCUUAUGGGCUUAUGUGUUUUGUCUGUACUUAGGCCCAGGUGGGGGGUGGAGGUCAGAGGAGAAAAGGGGACUUUGCAUUCCCAACCUGUAUGCUUUUCACUAAUCCAAAGGUCCCCAAGGGCAUGUCCAGGCAUAGCAUGUGGAAGUGGGCAAUUGAAAAAAGUGGAGAGACCCAUUCCUAGGGAAGAGCUGUUUUGCAGUUAGACUAAGAAAGUCAAGGAGCUGUCAUCCUCUGCCCUGCCUCCUCCCUCAGCCACUUACCAGUCUCUGGCAACAGAGAGGCAGAAGUAUCUGAACAGGAAUCUGUAUUCAAAGCACAUUUACUGGAAUAUAAAACAAUGGGAAGCGAAACGAUCUCCUUUUGUUUUUCAGGCCUUUCACCUGCCUGCUUUCAGCACUGGCCUUCUUAAAGAUCGAGAACAGGGAGGCCAGUGCCGGGGCUGGGGACGAGAGUCAGGCUGUGCUGCUAGAAUUCCCAGCAGGGCCCGUCAGGAGCUGCCCAGCAGAGCUGUAUUUUAGGGGUAAAGUUGAGCUUCCAUUUUGAGUAAGAAUAAAUAUUAUAAAUAUAUAUAUCAAAAAGCCAAAAUCUUUAUUUUUAUGCAUUUAGAAUAUUUUAAAUAGUUCUCACUAUUAAAAAAUUGUAUGAGUUGUAAGUAAUCUUGCCAAAGGUAAAAGGGUUAGCUGUAAGAAAUUGUACAUAAGAUUGAUUUAUCAUUGAUGCCUACUGAAGUACAGAGGAAGGGCUGGUAGUUGCAGGUGGGAUCCCUAGCUCACUUGUUAUCAUUCACUGUAAGGAGCACACUGCAACAACAAUCACGCUUAUGACCAGUAUGGUCAGCUUGGUAGUAGUUUCAAAUAAAGAGCAAGCAGUAUUGUCCUGGUUUUACAUCUGUAAUGAAAUUCUAAUGUCAUUAUUUUAAUGGGUUCAAUCUAAAUAGAAAAUGUAUUUUCUUUUCUAUACUGCUGCAGUUUAUGUUAAUCCUUUAACACUAAGGUGACUGAUGUAAUCAUAUCCAUGAGACGGGAACACAGGUUACCGUGUUGUCCUGUAGGUCUUGGUGGGUUUUGUUUUGUCCUUUUAAGUUUUGUUCCCACGAGUUUUGUGGGGAUGGAGGUCCUAGUCUUGUUAGCACUGCGUGUGUGUGCGUGCGUGUGUGUCCAUCCCUCUCCUUGUGGUGAGCCGAACAUCCUGUUGCCAGUUGUAGCCACUUGACCUCUGGUGACGACAUAAGAUCCCAUCUCAUUUUUACUUUUGAACGUUGGCCUUACAAUCAAAUGUAAGUUAUAUAUAUAUAUUUGUACUGAUGAGAAUUUAUAAUCUGCUUUAACAAAAAUAAAUGUUCGUGGUAGAA